Plectropomus leopardus (leopard coralgrouper) is the source of this 3315-nucleotide messenger RNA. Its product is annotated as heterogeneous nuclear ribonucleoprotein Q. NCBI's taxonomy places the organism in Eukaryota, Metazoa, Chordata, Actinopteri, Perciformes, Serranidae. Gene Ontology annotation, molecular function: RNA binding. The record is from RefSeq and is a predicted model, not a curated record.
GCAGCCAUUUUACAUCAUCAAGAGUGAAUGACUGAAGCCGGAUCAGUGCCGGGAGUUUUACACUUUUUCUGUCUUUUAAAUAUCACAUUUAUCUUCCUAAAUAAUCAACACCAUACACGUUGGUGAUCCAGCGGCAGAUUUCUGGAGACAUGGCCACAGAACAUAUUAAUGGAAAUGGUCCAGAAGAACCAAUGGACACCUCUGCUGCAGUUACCCAUUCUGAGCACUUCCAGACUUUAUUAGAAGCUGGUUUACCACAGAAAGUUGCUGAAAAACUAGAUGAAAUUUACAUAGCAGGUUUGGUGUCACACAGUGACUUAGAUGACCGAGCGAUUGAGGCUUUGAAAGAAUUCAACGAGGAAGGUGCUCUGCAAGUCCUUUUGCAAUUUAAGGACAGCGACCUCUCACAUGUUCAGAACAAAAGUGCCUUUCUUUGUGGCGUGAUGAAGACGUACAGACAGAGAGAGAAACAAGGGACCAAAGUGUCAGACACCAAUAAAGGACCAGAUGAAGCCAAAAUCAAAGCUUUGCUGGAGAGGACUGGCUACACACUUGAUGUGACAACAGGCCAGAGGAAGUAUGGAGGUCCGCCGCCAGAGUCUGCUCACUCAGGGGCACAGCCCACCAUCGGUACAGAGAUAUUUGUAGGCAAAAUCCCCAGAGACCUCUUUGAGGAUGAGCUUGUUCCGCUGUUUGAGAAAGCCGGCCCCAUCUGGGACCUGCGUCUGAUGAUGGAUCCUCUCAGUGGCCUGAACAGAGGCUACGCCUUUGUCACUUUCUGCACUAAAGAAGCUGCACAGCAGGCUGUCAAAUUGUGCAACAACAAUGAAAUUCGACCGGGUAAACACAUCGGUGUGUGCAUCUCUGUGGCCAAUAAUAGACUGUUUGUUGGCUCCAUCCCCAAGAGUAAAACAAAAGAGCAGAUUGUUGAAGAAUUUGCAAAAGUCACAGAGGGUCUAAAUGAUGUCAUAUUGUACCACCAGCCAGACGACAAGAAGAAGAACCGGGGCUUUUGCUUCCUGGAGUAUGAAGACCACAAGACGGCAGCUCAAGCCCGCCGCCGGCUGAUGAGCGGCAAGGUGAAGGUGUGGGGGAACGUCGUCACUGUGGAGUGGGCUGAUCCCAUUGAGGACCCGGACCCAGAGGUCAUGGCCAAGGUCAAGGUGCUGUUUGUGAGGAACUUGGCGAGCACUGUCACAGAAGAGAUACUUGAAAAGGCCUUCAGUCAGUUUGGCAAGCUGGAGCGGGUGAAAAAAUUGAAAGACUAUGCCUUCAUCCACUUCGAGGAAAGAGAUGGUGCUGUGAAGGCUUUGGCUGAUCUCAACGGCAAAGACCUCGAGGGAGAGCACAUUGAAAUCGUCUUUGCCAAACCCCCUGACCAGAAGAGGAAAGAGCGCAAAGCACAGAGACAAGCCGCUAAAACACAGAUGUAUGAUGAAUACUAUUAUUACGGGCCUCCCCACAUGCCACCACCGACAAGAGGCAGAGGCCGGGGCGGCCGAGGAGGUUAUUCGUACCCUCCUGACUAUUACGGCUAUGAAGACUAUUACGAUUACUAUGGAUACGACUACCACAACUACCGGGGCGGCUACGAUGACCCAUACUACGGUUAUGAUGACUUCCAAGGGUCCGGGCGAGUACGAGGAGCGAGGGGAGGAGUCCGCGGCGGUGCUAGUCAGACCAGGGGCCGCGGUGGUGUCACACCAAGGGGCCGAGUGGGCUUCUCCCAGCGAGGGGGCCCUGGAACAAGCAGAGCAGGGAAACGCGGCCGAGGGCGGUCCUGACCUGUCACAGUGGAUACUGACUUGAUGUGUGGGGUUACACCGUAAGCUGCAAUGGAUGUUGAAACAAAAAAAAGAGCACGACAAAAAGGUCCAAUGAUAUUCCAGCCUUACAGAAGAAGCACCCCCCCUCCCCCUACCUACCCAUGUUUUUUUAUUUUUAUUUGUUUCUGAAACUGCCACCUUAAAAAAAAAAAAGAAAGGAAAAAAAAAGACGAUUGAGGAUGACGAUUCUAAAUACUCGCAACAGCCUCUUUGCCCCGAGCCCCUUGUUACAGCCCUGAAUGACAGGGAUCUAUGUAUUGCCCUUACAAUCUCCCCCUUCCCUGUCCCUGAACAUGCCAUUUUUAAAUAAUUAUUGAAGAAAUUGCACUUUUUAAGUUCUUGGGUUUGAAGUGGCUCAAAGGAGCUUGAUGCUAUUGUAUAUUUUUGUGCUAAUCGCAAUUUUUAUUGUCGGAAUAUCCAUGUUCUUAAUCGUUUGAUCUGGAUGUUUGACAGAGAACAUUUGCAGGUUUUUAGGGUGUACCCACCUGGCAUGGAUAAGUCAGGCAUUCCAGGAAAGUGGUUCUUUUCAGAACUUGUCUUUAAAGGGUUGGUUGACUACCUCAGUACAGAGGACUAAACUACCCGGCCUGUACUGUAAAUAGGGAAACUAUAUUGAUGAAAGCAGGGCUUGUUUUCAUACAAAAUAUGCACAAGAGCUGCAGCGCAAAAACAAUGUACUUAAUGUAAUAUAGUCUUUUUAGCUGCAGCUCUGACACUGCAAACAGUCAAACUGGGCAUGCAAAACAAUCUCAUAUGAUGAGUCUGAACAAGCCCUGCUUUUAUCCUAUUUUGAACUGAAUUAGCCGCCUUGCUUCUUCAGAGUAUGUAGUUACUGGUUGUAUAGUUUUUCGGAUAAAAUGUUACUUUUGUAAAGGCUUCAACAUCAGAGGCAUCCAAUUGCCUUUGACUAAAAAAAAAAAAAAGAAUAAAAACAAAAAUAAAGCCCUGCAGUGUCCCUUUUGUGCCACUGAAUUAUUCCAGUGGGUUUGUUUUUAUAUUGAUACAAUACAUUUUCAAACAUCAGAAUCAUGUAAAACAACCUAAUUCAAUCCUUCAUCAUGUAAGAUCAUGUUAAUCAUGAAUGAUCCCUUCCCAGUUCCCAAGACAGCAACUAUGAAAAAGAUUUUUUGAGUUAAUCUUGACAGAUGACUGAAUUGCCAUAUUGCCCAGCCAGUGAGCAUGUGUGCCUAAUGUUAGCUGCUAUGAUUUGGUGAGGGAUCAUAGUCACAUAGUGGUAGAAGGGAUACUGCAGUGAAGGAUUUCUAUUUCCGGGUAUAGCAAAAAGGAAACUGCUCUUCAAUCCCAGUUUUCUAUACAGUUAACUCCCUCAAUAAAAUCAUAACAACCACCUUUUGAAAAAAAGAUGUUAGCAGUUUUAAACUAUUGUUGGUGGCCAACAACGUUUUUUGCAUUCCUGCAAAUAAAUUGUUUUAUACUGUAAAAUGGAGGUGAGUGUAACUUAUUUUUGUAAUAAAGUUUUUGAUUUCUA